AUGGCAUAUCAUCAAGAAAAGUUUGGAGAAAUUGGUGUUGUCUUGAAUCUUGAUUAUUUAUCUAAUGAAAUCUCCACAAUUUUAGGCGGUGAGAAGAGAUUCAUUUUGUUUUUAGAACUCUUCACUGGAAUAUCUUUAUUUAGGACCUGGUUGGAGAUAAUAUGCUGUUGGCAAGUUAAUUGGCAGACUAGUUGCAAUCUUACUGGAGGUUCAUUACGACCACUUAUGAAACCUAAGUUUAGUAUGCAUCACCUCCAUUCAUCAGGGAUUACUCUGCAUUUUGUUUUUAAUUUGAUGAAAUUUGCUUAUUUUGUGUGA
Messenger RNA from Ilex paraguariensis (yerba mate), 318 nucleotides. The record is from the annotation of a GenBank genome assembly. NCBI's taxonomy places the organism in Eukaryota, Viridiplantae, Streptophyta, Magnoliopsida, Aquifoliales, Aquifoliaceae.